CUUCUAUCUCACGUCAGUCUUCUUUCUCUCUCUUCCCUCCCUUACUCUCGAUCUAUAAGUACGGACCUUCCCACAACCAAACCUUCAAAUCAAUACCACCAUUUCCAGCCCAUUCUUCUUCUUCUUCUUCUCAAACUUUAAUUUCUUGCAUCCUUAGCUAGCACUAUAUAUAUUCUUUUUGUUUUCCUUCUUUAUAUUCAUACAUAAGCAUACACAUGCACAUAUAUAUAUGGAUGGUAACAAUGUCAACCUUCCACCAGGAUUCCGAUUUUUCCCCACGGAUGAGGAGCUUGUCGUCCACUUCCUCCACCGGAAGGCCGCUCUCUUACCGUUUCAUCCCGAUGUCAUCCCUGAUCUCGAUCUCUAUCCUUACGAUCCCUGGGAGUUAGACGGUAAAGCCUUGGCUGAGGGGAACAAAUGGUACUAUUUUAGCCGGAAGACGCAAAACCGGAUAUCCGGAAGUGGGUUCUGGAAACCAUUGGGAGUGGAUGAACCAGUAUUCAGUACUAGUACUGGUAGCAAGAAAGUGGGUAUGAAGAAGCAUUAUGUUUUCUACAAAACAAUGGAAGAAGCUACAGCAGAGGUCAAAACAAAUUGGAUAAUGCAGGAGUUCAGGCUCUCAGAUUGUGGUUCUACUAGUAGUGGUAGAUCAUCCAAGAGAAGAGGAAAUCAAAAAGUAGAUUACAGCACAUGGGUAUUGUGUCGAGUUUACGAGCGCAAUUGCGAUGACGGUGAUGACAGUGCGGAGCUUUCGUGCUUGGAUGAAGUUUUCUUGUCGUUGGACGAUCUCGACGAAAUUAGUCUACCAAAUAAUUAGAUCCAAUCAAACAGGAUCUGUUAAUUGCUAGGGUCUUACAAUGCUAGCUCUUCAAUAUUCAUGUAAACCAUUGCCCUACUGUUGUUACUAGCUGGCAAAAUGUUGUACCAAAAAGUUAAUAUGGAACUUCAAAAUGGCAUUUUAACUUCGGAA
Messenger RNA from Rhododendron vialii, 970 nucleotides. RefSeq names its product NAC domain-containing protein 104-like. The coding region runs from base 230 to 817 and encodes 195 amino acids. The record is from RefSeq and is a predicted model, not a curated record. Gene Ontology annotation, biological process: system development; regulation of DNA-templated transcription. Gene Ontology annotation, molecular function: DNA binding. The transcript is spliced from 3 exons. Lineage: Eukaryota; Viridiplantae; Streptophyta; Magnoliopsida; Ericales; Ericaceae.